This is a messenger RNA of Megalops cyprinoides (Indo-Pacific tarpon), 713 nucleotides long. RefSeq names its product fatty acid binding protein 3, muscle and heart (gene fabp3). Gene Ontology annotation, molecular function: fatty acid binding. The record is from RefSeq and is a predicted model, not a curated record. Bases 135 to 536 code for a protein of 133 amino acids. The transcript has 4 exons. Gene Ontology annotation, cellular component: cytosol; nucleus. Gene Ontology annotation, biological process: fatty acid transport. Lineage: Eukaryota; Metazoa; Chordata; Actinopteri; Elopiformes; Megalopidae.
GCUCUUGCAGAUGACAUCACAAACAGCCGGUAUAAAUCCUCCAGUAGAAUCAAAGGAUCAGUGUGCUGCUGACUCAGUCUCUCCGUCUGCCUCACAUCCAUUCCUCUACGCUGCUUCAACGCCCUGCGGGAAUCAUGGUGGAUGCUUUCGUCGGCACAUGGAACCUGAAGGAGAGCAAGAACUUCGAUGACUACAUGAGGGAGCUCGGUGUGAGCUUUGCCACCCGACAGGUGGGCAGCAUGACCAAGCCCACUACCAUCAUCUCCGUGAACGGCGACACCAUCACGCUCAAGACCCAGAGCACUUUCAAGAACACCGAGAUCAACUUCAAACUGGGAGAAGAGUUCAUGGAGACCACAGCCGACGACCGCAAAGUCAAUUCUACGGUAACGUUGGAUGGGGGGAAGCUGGUGCACGUGCAGAAGUGGGACGGCAAAGAGACGACGCUGGUGAGGGAGGUCAACGGAAACAGCCUCACCCUGACCCUGACACUGGGUAAAGUUGUGUGCACACGCUACUACACAAAGGCCGAAUAAAAGAUCUUGGUCCCAACCCCCAGUCCUACCCCAAUCCCCUUCUAAACAAAAAGAAGACAAGCCCCACCUCCCCCGGGUCCAGCACUCUCUCUGCUACGGGUGUCCCACUCCCCCAUCCCUGACUCUUUUUACUGCCACCUCCUCUGUACUAAACACUCAAUAAAUACUAAUUCCAAA